AUGGGAUCAAAUUCAUGGAAAAACAUUCAGACCGUUCCUUAUUGGAUUCCUCAUCACCAGAGACCCGGGGUGCUUUCUAGUGGAGCUUCGCGUUGGUUUGGUAAAAUGCGCGAUACAUAUUCCUCCAGUGUUAUAAUCUCGUUGGACAUGAGUGACGAGAAAUUCAAGGUGUUACAACUACCAAAAGAGCCUCUGGAGAGUAGGCAUACAUUUUUAUCUAUCGGAGAGUUGAAAGGGUGUCUUUCUGUAGUUGUGGAAGUUGCUAAAGCUCGUGUUGAAGUAUGGGUCAUGCAAGAUUAUAGAGUUGAGGAAUCAUGGACGAAACGUUAUAUCAUUACGCAUGAGAGGGUUUUGGAAAGGACGUUCCAUUUGCAGCUUAUGUGGGGUUUUGAGAAUGAUGAGAUGCUAUUCACGUUUGGUGGUAAACUAGGUGUAUAUGACCCCAAGUCAGGAAGCUUCAGAGAACCAAAUACCAGUAUAACGCUGAGCUUGUUUGGCAAAUGCAAUUAUUUUGAAAGCUUAGUUUCACUCAACUCUGGCACUUGUGUGGGUGGAAGGACAGCGUCUUCUUUCACUUUUUGA
Molecule: messenger RNA, 582 nt
Organism: Papaver somniferum (opium poppy)
Lineage: Eukaryota; Viridiplantae; Streptophyta; Magnoliopsida; Ranunculales; Papaveraceae
Product: F-box protein At3g07870-like
Exons: 1
Coding region: 1-582 (193 amino acids)
Source: RefSeq, a predicted model, not a curated record